AUGGCAAAACACACUGACAAUGCCGAAUACAAUGCCGGCGAAACGUUUGAGAAUGUACCAAGUCCACUGUCUGAUGCUGGGAAUCAUGACAACUACUCGGCAGACGACUUCGGACUCGGUGCGUUCUACAUAGUCUCCCUUAACACAAGACCAAGUUGCGACAACGAGGUCAACCCACUUCUAGCAGACGACGUCGGACUAGGUGCGUUCUACAUGGUCUCCCUGAAAACAAGACCAAGUUGCUACAACGAGGUCAACCCACUACAGACAACUUCGGACUAG
Protopolystoma xenopodis is the source of this 282-nucleotide messenger RNA. The record is from the annotation of a GenBank genome assembly. NCBI's taxonomy places the organism in Eukaryota, Metazoa, Platyhelminthes, Monogenea, Polystomatidea, Polystomatidae.